AUGAAAUUUUCAGCUGUUACUUUGUCUUUGUCCUUAUUUGCUAUGGUCAGUGCUGGUGUUGCUAAACCAAAAUACUACAAGCCAAAACCAAAGCCAAAGUUGGUUGGUUUAGAAACUGUUGAUUAUGAGUUUGCUUUAGGUGUCAAAGAAAAAUGUGAUGGUGAUGUAAUCUAUUUGGCUUUCGAACUUGAAGAUGGUCAAUUAGAACAUAAUGGUGAAGUAGUCGAUUGCAAAUGUGAAAAGGACAAACGCGGUUAUAUUCCACCUACUCCAGUUGAUUACUGUACUAUUGAUAAAACAGAUUGUGUUGAUACUUUUACUUUAUGUGAAACUAUCUUGAAGGAUGAAUGUGAUAGUAUUGGUGAAAUUGUUGCUAACCAUCAAUUCCAAUUUGAUAAUCCAGUUCAACCUGAUGCUUUAUUCACUUGUGGUUGGACCAUUGUUAAAGAAGAUGGUUACUUGUUGUUGGCUCUCAAUGGUUGUACUGAUUUCUGGGAAUGUCCAGUUGAUGAUUGUGGUACUUACAAGUUAUACGACGCUUCAAUUGACUCCAAAUGUAAAGAAGUUGAAAUUGUUGUUAUUUUGAUUGAUGAAGAAUGUCCACCAGAACCAGUUUAUGAACCAGAAUGUCCACCAGAACCAUGUGAAGAAGAAUGUCCUCCAGAACCAGUUUACGUUCCAGAACCAAAGAAAGGUAAAAAAGGUAAGGGAAAGAAAGGUGGUAAAUGGUAA
Candida tropicalis MYA-3404 is the source of this 732-nucleotide messenger RNA. RefSeq lists its product as uncharacterized. The coding region runs from base 1 to 732 and encodes 243 amino acids. Gene Ontology annotation, biological process: fungal-type cell wall organization. The record is from RefSeq and is a predicted model, not a curated record. NCBI's taxonomy places the organism in Eukaryota, Fungi, Ascomycota, Pichiomycetes, Serinales, Debaryomycetaceae. The transcript has a single exon. Gene Ontology annotation, molecular function: structural constituent of cell wall. Gene Ontology annotation, cellular component: fungal-type cell wall.